CGAUCAUUCAAGCAUCCAUUUACUGGUAAAGGUCUCUUGCCAUACACUUCAUCCCCACAAGCUAAAUGGCAAAAACAGUCACAUUGGGGAGGAUGUGGAUGAGCUACAUGUGAGUUACGUGCAGUAAGGCGUCUGUCACUUGGGCUUGUGGACAUCAUGGGUGUUGCAACUCUGCUCUGCCUCCAGCUGGCAGCUGUUAUGCUGUUGCUGGGUUUCUCUCGUGCCCAGGGUGGGUAUGUGGGCAUUGUGAAUGGCACAGUAGCAAAAAAAGACUCCAGGCCCUACAUGGUCUCUGUGCAGAGAAAUAAGAAACAUAGCUGUGGUGGCUUUCUGGUGUCUGAGUCAUUUGUCAUGACUGCAGCUCAUUGUAUCACUUGGGGAGUGAAUUUGACUGUUGUGGUAGGAGAACACAAAAUUACAAACCAGAAAAGUGAUACAAGGAUACCAGUGAAAUACUACCAUAUCAAUCCUGGAUUUAGCCCUGAGACAUUUCAGAAUGACAUUGCAAUUCUACAGCUGGCAGGAAGAGCAAAACGGUCCAAAUCUGUACAAUGGAUUUCUAUUCCUGAGAAAGACAAAGACAUCAAAGGGGCAGAGGUUUGUAGUGUGGCCGGAUGGGGGGCAACGAAAACUAGUGGCGGUGAAAACAACCUCCUUCUCCAGGCAGAUGUGGUUAUCAUGAAAAGAGAAGAGUGCAGGAAAUUAUGGAAAAGAUACUUCAGUGAAAAAAUGCUUUGUGCGAAUGGUAAAGCAGGCGUUUGCCAGGGUGACUCGGGUGGCCCUCUGGUUUGCAAGAACAAGGCUGUGGGAGUAGUGUCGUUCAACGAGCAAGAUAACUGUGAUAAGCCAAAAAAGCCAAAUGUUUACACAAAAAUAUCAGCAUAUCUGCCCUGGAUAAAGAGUAUUUUAAAGAGUGUCAAACACUGACGAGAUUAAAUAAAUGCUUACAUGCUAUCCAUUACUUUUUUCAUUUUAUUUCUUAUCUAACUAAAUGAUUGUUUUGUAAGGUGUUUUACAUGAGCUCGCCUUAUGGCUAAAACCAAAGCCGUGGUGUACUGGUUAGCGCUUAUAACCGGAAGGUUGCCGGUUCGAUCCCCGACCAGUCCACCACGGCUGAAGUGCCCUUGAGCAAGGCACCUAACCCCUCACUGCUCCCCGAGCGCCGCUGGUUGGGCAGGCAGCUCACUGCUCUGGGUUGUGUGAUUCACCUCACUGUGUGUUCACUGUGUGCUGUGUGUUCACUAA
Messenger RNA from Sardina pilchardus (European sardine), 1245 nucleotides. RefSeq names its product granzyme B(G,H)-like. Bases 157 to 927 code for a protein of 256 amino acids. The record is from RefSeq and is a predicted model, not a curated record. Lineage: Eukaryota; Metazoa; Chordata; Actinopteri; Clupeiformes; Clupeidae. The transcript has 6 exons. Gene Ontology annotation, biological process: proteolysis. Gene Ontology annotation, molecular function: serine-type endopeptidase activity.